Cygnus atratus (black swan) is the source of this 7774-nucleotide messenger RNA. It is a transcript of the gene ZNF280D, whose product is annotated as zinc finger protein 280D. The transcript has 19 exons. Gene Ontology annotation, molecular function: RNA polymerase II cis-regulatory region sequence-specific DNA binding; DNA-binding transcription factor activity, RNA polymerase II-specific. The record is from RefSeq and is a predicted model, not a curated record. Gene Ontology annotation, biological process: regulation of DNA-templated transcription. Bases 218 to 3199 code for a protein of 993 amino acids. NCBI's taxonomy places the organism in Eukaryota, Metazoa, Chordata, Aves, Anseriformes, Anatidae.
GGCGGCGGCGCUGAGGUGGGGCGCCGCGCUCCGGCGAUGUGAGGAGCAGAGCCUCUGCCAGCGCGGCUGUCUCCCAGCCCCCCCCCUUCCCCGCCCCGCCAGCCCGGGAGCGGCCCCUCCGGAGGGGCAGCACGUCUCAAGAUGGCAGAAUUGUUUAUGGAAUGUGAAGAAGAGGAGCUAGAACCAUGGCAGAAGAGAGUGAAAGAAGUGGAGGAGGAUGAUGAUGAUGAUGAGCCAAUCUUUGUUGGAGAAAUCUCAAGCUCAAAGCCGCCUAGUACAUGUAGUGCAGGGAAUGAGGUUAGGUGGUUGUGAUGACAGCAGAUGUAUCAGAAUUCCAUGUUUUUCCUGUGCUUGGGCUUUGGCAGAUAUAUUGAACAGAGUCAACUUCAGCUCAUCACGAAGGGGGAUACAGAAUGGUGCACCCAGUAGAGGUACUGUUACUACAUUCAAGCCUGACAGUCACCAUUAUCCGACAUCUGCCUCCAGCCCAAGUGCCAUGCCUGUUUCAUCAGUUUUUCAGUCUGUAUCCAGACCUACAACUAGCUCUGUAGCAGUUCAGCCAUUGUCUAGACCAGUGAAUGUUUCAGGAACUUCACAGACACUGCAGAGACCAGUUGCUGGAUGUUUAUCAACACAGCAGAUGCCCCGGCCAAGUUCUGGAAUAUCACAGCCUGUUAGCAGACCUGUAACCAUUCCAGUGACGACACAGCCAGUAUCAAGAAAUAUCACAGUUCCUGUAGUGGCUCAACCUGUAUCCAGGCCAGUGACUACUGUAACAACACAGCCUGUAAUACUCAAUCAGGAUUAUAUUAUGGAUUCUCCACCAGCUGCACCAGAUAAUACAUCUGGUAUACUGUUUGGUGUGAGAGAGAGCUCGGGAGUUCCACAGUACCAGACUGGGCCAUCAGUGAAUGUAACAGGUCUGAAUGAGAGUGUUUUUGUAUCUAAGCGUCCUGCUACUUCUGAAGGCAACAGUGUAACUCCAAAAAAGGCCAAGCCUAAUGAGGUUGGUGCUGGAAGCAAUUCAGAUGUUUCACCUACAGUUAACUCUCCAACAGUAACACCAUCACAAAAUGUAUCUUCAAAAGGUACUAAUGCUACAUCAAGCAAUAUUAAAAAUGGAGGACCUUUUCCACGAGCUUGUCCAAAGUGCAAUAUUCAUUUCAAUCUUAUGGAUCCUUUAAAAAAUCAUAUGAAGUAUUGUUGUCCAGAUAUGAUAAAUAAUUUCUUCCUGGGAGUGGCCAAAACAGAAUGUUCAAGUACAACAAGCAAAAUCAAUGAAUUUGAGAAAGGAAAAUUGAUUAUGUUAGUUAACGACUUCUAUUAUGGGAAACAUGAAGGUGAUACCCAGCAGGUACAACAGGAGCAGAAGACUCAUACAACAUUUAAGUGCUUCAGCUGUCUGAAAGUUCUUAAAAAUAACAUAAGGUUUAUGAACCACAUGAAGCAUCACUUAGAGCUUGAGAAGCAGAGCAGUGAAAGCUGGGAAAGUCAUACCACCUGCCAGCACUGUUACCGUCAGUUUCCCACCCCAUUUCAGCUGCAGUGCCACAUUGAAAGUACACACACGCCUUAUGAGUCGUCUACUAUUUGUAAAAUCUGUGAAUUAUCCUUUGAAACAGAGCAAGUUCUUUUGCAACAUAUGAAGGACAAUCAUAAGCCAGGUGAAAUGCCGUAUGUUUGCCAGGUAUGCAACUACAGAUCCUCAGCUUUUUCUGAUGUAGAAACACAUUUCAGGACAGUUCAUGAAAAUACAAAACAUUUGCUGUGCCCAUUUUGCCUCAAAGUAAUAAAAAUUGGAGCACCGUAUAUGCAUCAUUACAUGAGGCAUCAGAAAAAAGGAAUAUACCGUUGCACUAAGUGCAGACUGCAAUUUUUGACUUGCAAAGAAAAAAUGGAUCACAAGACUCAGCAUCACCGAACAUUUAGAAAACCUAAACAGUUAGAAGGAUUGCCUCCUGGAACAAAGGUUACUAUUCGAGCAUCUGUUGGAUCUCUUCAAUCAGGAUCUUCUGUUAGUACGAGUACAUCCACAUUUCAGCUAUCACCUAAGGCUAAAAAUACAACCACUAGAAAUCAUAACAGAUCUAAUACAAAUAAGUCAAAAGCAAAAUCAAAACCAUCAGCUACAUCGAAGAAGCAAAAUGCAUGGACCAACAGCAAAAAAAAAAAAGUUACAAAUACAGCACUGCAUAAUCUAAGGUAUCGUUUGGGAGCUCACAAAUGCAUUGAAUGUUACUCAGAAAUAAAGGAUUUUGCAAACCACUUUCCUACAUAUGUCCAUUGUAGUUUAUGCAGAUACAAUACUAGCUGUAGCAAAGCCUAUGUGAAUCACAUGAUGAGUUUUCACAGUGCUCGUCCAAGUAAAAGAUUUUGGAUCUACAAGAAGCAUUCAGAAGAGCUACGAGGUGUGACUGUAGUAUGUCUUAACUGCGAUUUUCUGACUGAUGGUUCUGGCUUAGAUAGCAUGGCCACACAUCUGAGUGAAAGCCACACUCAUACUUGUCAAGUUAUUAUAGAGAAUGUUUCUGUAGAUUUGCCAACUGCUGAACAAGUAUCUGACAAACAAGAGCAUGAGUCUUCAGAGGAAACAAAAGAAUGCAAUAGAAAUCAAACUAAAAAAGUUGCAUCGGUUGAAAAGAAUGAAGAAAACUCAUCAUUCUCAGAUACAAAAAAUGUUCCCAAUUUGGAACUCGAUGACAAUAGCUCCAAGAAUUCUUUGCAUGAGAAAGGAGCAUGUUGUGAUUCAGAUAGUAGCAAACAAUUAGUAGACAAAGAACAAAAAUGUAUUCAUGGUGAAAGUGAGUUGAAAACUUGCCAAAGUUCAGAUGAUGGUGUCUUGACUGACCAGACUAAAGUACAAAACUUGGAUGAAACUACACUUUCAGCAAUGAACGCAAAGGACUUAAAACUAACGUUGGGUGAAGAUGUUAGUUUUGAGCAGUUCUUGAGAAAAAGAAAUGAACCUGAAUCCGUUAGUUCAGACAUUAGUGAACAAGGCAGUAUUCAUUUGGAGCCUUUGACUCCAUCAGAGGUGCUAGAGCAUGAAGCGACUGAAAUUCUUCAGAAAGGUAACGUUGCACCUUCAUCAAAGAAAGCUGAACGACCCUCUGAACGAACAGACGAGACUUCUAAAGAAAGCAGUCCCAACAGAAUGGAAACAACUGUGAACAAGACAGAUGAAAAUGAAACAAGCUGAAAUUGUGUUCAUUUUAUUGUUUAUUAUAGAUAAUGGUAGGAACACCAUGGACCAUUCCUGACAAGUGUGCUCAUGGUUGCUCGUAGGGUUUUUUUGAGAGAGAGAAAGAGGCACGGCAGGGAAACUUUGCAUAUGAAGGUAGCAUGUACAUGUAUGUACAACUAAAUUAACUAAGUUUAUGAAAGGUAACACAUUUCAAUUUGUCUGCCUGUCUCUUCUGUGUGGUAUAUCUUAAACCAACAUUUGAAAGGAGGAAUAAAUUCUAUUUUUUUAAUCUCACAUAAAGUGAUUUGCUAGUCAAGAAAAGAUUUUUAAAAAUCCUUAAGUGAAAUGGUGGAAUUUAGUAUGAAUUCAGUUCUGCUGCUGAAGUGGAGCACACUUGUAGCAAUGGUUGUUGGUCUACUGAUAAAUUGGGUAAACAUAAACCUUUGGAUUUGGUGUCACAUUCCUGUCUGUAAAAGCAUGUAAACAGAAUUGUAUGAAUCUAUGCACCUCUGUACAGGUGUAAUCCUGCCAGACUGUAAGCUUACCUUAAUAAACUUUCAGUGAAAGUGGAAAUACUAUGACAAAAUAUAUAUAUUUGUGGGGUUUUCAAUGUGCAGGCUGUGCAGAAAUAACCGAGCAUAAUUGUAUAAAGUAGGACAUACUGCUGAAAGUAUUGUAGCUGUUAGGCUUUUACCAUUGUUUUAAAUAUUCUUAGUAGUAGACCCAUAGGAAUGGUCUGUAAGUCAAACCAAAGUAUGGUUUAAUGUAAAAAUUGUUUUAAGCAGAAAGAAGGAAAACCCCAAACUGGAAAUACCAGCUGGCAUACGUUCUGCCAUUUUGCAGCUGCUAAAUGCUAACUGUUACAAAAAGGACGCGAGAGCAUAGGAAUGUACAGUUCGAUUUCAGGUUUUUUUGUAGUCUGUUAUGUACAGAAAGAUAGCUGCUGGUUUUGGGUUGUUUUUUUUCUUUAUAGCUAGCAGCUAGGUAUAGGAAUGCAAAUGACUAACAGUAGCUUGCUCUUAGGACUUCAUUGCUCCAUUUGAAACAUUCAGAACGUGCUUUUGACUUAGUUUUAUUUCUAAUGAAUGUUAAAUGUUUGAACAGCUGUUAAAGCACUGCUGUAAAUUAUUACUUUUUGAGUAAAUAUUUGCAACAAAAUUUUGUCUUUGUGAAUAAUUUUAUUGCUCAGCUUGUAACUUUGGGCAUAGUCUUCCCACCUUUUUAAAAAAAGAUUUAUUAGCAGAUUCCAGAAAUUAUUUCAUUUCAAAAUUCUGAAUUUGACACGUAAGUGAUUUUUUGAAAUAAGCAAGUGCCUAUGCAUAAGCGUAUUUUUGUAGCUGUAUAUUGUGGUUAGAUGCGCCAACUUUUCCAGAUUAUAUAAAGAUAUUUUUCUGGGCCAUCAACAUGCUACUGAAGUCUGCUCUGUCCUUUUAGGUUAACUAGGCUUAGCUGCUAAAUGGGUCUAAUUAGCAACAGUAUUAAAAUUUAGAGACCAUUCAGCUCAUUGUUGGAACUUCUAAAUAAACCACAUCUCAAAAAUGGCUUCAAACUCUUAAAAAGCUAUAUGAAUCAGAUGUUAAAGUGCUUCUUAAUUUUCAUCCAUGCAGGUGUAGAAGCCUUUUAGAAAGAAAAGUGUAAUGGCUUACAUAGUCACAGCUCUCCAAGAUCUGCUGCUUUAAGAACUCCGAAUAAGAAACAAGUGAAAAAGCUGAGAACAAUAAGUUGCAGUAUUCUUCUGAUCUUUAAAAGUUGUAGUGAAUUUUUUAAUUUGAGGUAGUAUGAACAGGUCUAGUGUCUUCAUGCUUGUAGGCAUGAGUGAUUAUAAAACACAGCAUUCCAAAAAGGGUAUUGCAGAGUUCUAAACCAGCUGUAGAACUUGGUGCAUAUGUUACUGAAGGAGUUCCUGUGUUUAUAUAAACCAAGAGAAACCUGUACUAUUUUUAAUAUGAAUAUUAAUUUUUACAUGCCAGUUAAUUAUUUUGAAUAACAAUCUGAUAUGUGGUGUUGGAAACAUUAACUUCAGGUGGAGCCAGUUGUAUGGUACUUGCUCGUAAUGUCCUCACAUUUGUCUUUUAUUAUGCAAUUAAAUUUUUAAAAUGUUUACCAUUUUAAUAAUACAAAUGUGGAUGAAAAAUGUAUAGUUUGAAAGCUACUGUUGAGAAAGUUUGGAAAAUCAAAAAUUUAAAAACCUGAGUAUUUGACAAAAAUAUAUAUGUAUUCUCAGAUAUUUAAUAUGUAAACCCUUAUUUAUUUCAAUCCAUGUAGAGAAUCCGUAUCUCUUAAAACAGUAAUGUUAGGCCAUAAACUCACAAUGAAAUAUCACACACACAUGAAAUACCAGCGCUUCCAAAGGAAGAGGUGAGAGAGAACUAGGUUGUUCUAGCAAGACCAUGGGAUAACUUUAAAUAGGCCAAUAAAAUGUAUCAUGAAAGCAGUGGCAUGUUAUUUUGUGAAGGAGAAAAUCUAAGAAUCCAUUGCAGUUUUCGUAUCUGAAGUAAUUUGUUUGCUGUUUGAACGCUGCAAGAGGUUGCAUAAUGAUGAAAAUUACUCCGUUCUGUAUUCAGUGGGUUUCCUAGAGCUAAGUUAAAUUGGUGCUUUUGACUGAUGUCACUCCAGAAGAUCAAUUAACACUGACUGCAUUCUGAGCUAUUUGAAUGUAAUUGGUGCACAUAAUUCAAUUUUUUGUUUUCUGAGUGAUGUAAAAGGGUUUUUUUGUUUUGUUUUUUUUUUCCCAUCCAGCCGUUGGUAGUUAUUCUGUGCCACCAUUCUCUUUGAAUUUAGAAAGACGUUUUAUCUGAAGUUUGCCUUACCAAAAAAAGUAACUUAAGGUUAGUUCUUGGUAUCCGUACUAGAAUCACUGUUUCCCUUCUGAAGACAUUUACAAUAUGUGCUUGAAUAACAACUUCACCUUUGUUUAUAUAACUUUGUAUUUUUAAGGAAGUCACAUGCCACACGUGUUCUUUAUUUGCAUUUAAUGGAAAGCUGUUGUAAUUAAUAGAAUAUGCUCAGUGAUGAUACAGUCACUUGGCACUUCCCAAGUAUGGCAAAUGCCUCAGUUUGUCUUGUGCAGUUUGUGAAAGAAACUUUGGCUUACCUAGGAUUCAGUUCUUUCAUAGAAUGCAUGAAUAAACCCAGGAAAAUAAUCAGAUUGAAUCAUAGUUCAUAGUGAGUUCCAAGAAUAGGCUGAUGUAUUUCAAAUUGCCAUUUUAAGCAAAACCUAGCAGAACCAAAACAUCAAGAACAUUUUUAUAACUAAGGUACUUAUUGGAAAUGGAGAGAGAAGAACCCUGGGCAAUAGGUGUUAAGUCACGUUCUCUGGUGCUUUAGUGACAGAAGGCAUUAGAAACUGAAGGGCUGAGUUAAGAAUCCCGAGUAACACUUUUUAUUCUGCAAAACCUUACAUAAAAAACAAAAACCAACCAAAAAAAAACUCAAAGCUUUUCUGCAAGUGUAAGCAUUGUUAUUUAUAUGCUAGCAUGUAGAAGGCAAUGAAUUAUUUUUUUAAUGCUCUAAGGUAUACUAAUAUUCCACCAAAGACUGUGGCCGUACGCUGUCACAGUAAAGUUUUGUAAGAGACUGUUCAGAAAUUUGUGUAGAACAGAUUUUAUACCUGAUUGUUCUCUUCUUGUUCUCAUUAGUGUUUUAUUUUUGAGGCUUGUGAGCUGAGCUUAUUUUGUGUAGUUGCAACCUGCAUUUUUGAUGUAUGCUUAAUAUAAUAUGCCUCUAAUAAAAAAUUUGGUAAGUAUGUUUUAUGAUUACUCGAAUGAUUUUUGCUUUUAAUAAAACUUUUGCUCUAAUUUUAAUGUAGCUCAAAGGAACAGUGAUGAUGAAGCCCAGCACUUUAUCUCCUUUGAGCAUUAAGUAUCUAAGUAUAAUUUUGACUACGUAUUAUUUCUGUUAGUUCACUGCUUUAUAAAAAUGAAAAUAUGUUGACUGGUAUUUCAUAUUAGUUUACAGAGGUUGCGCAGAGUUUCGUGCUGUGUUCUUUUAGGUUUUGGAUCACUGUUCUAGCUUUAAAACACUUGACUGAAAUUUUGUAUUUAGUCAUUUUAUUGAUCCAAGCUAAGCAUGUGAAAUUGUUGUUUUCUUCUGUACUGCACCAGAUACAUAUUAAUAAAAAAGAAAAAGGAGCAGGGGGAGAAGAAAAUGUGGAAAAUACUUAGCUGUGAAACACUUCUUUUUGAGGGAGAUUAAUGUAGUUGUUAUGCCCGCAAGGCAUUAUAAAGUGUGUUUAUGGAUGUAAAAAUGAGCUGGUUUUGUUGAAGUUUAUUUACUGUUUGAACCAUUAUUUCAGAGAGGCUGAGGUUUUUAUGACAACCACAAGAAUAACUGUGAUGUUGAUCUGUGUAUCUGCAUUUAAAGUGGGGGAUUUUUUUUUUUAGAAUGACCAUUGCUGACCAUUGCUUGUGUUAUGAAGUUAAUGUAAAUAAACCUAGGGUUUUUUAAUUUUAGUUCACUAAAUUCUCAAUAUUAAGCAUUUAAUUUAAAAGAGCUGUUUUAUUUGGAACAAAAGCUUUGGUGAAUGGGAUAGCAUACACUGGUAUCUUUAUAAAGGAGAUUGUCUUGUCAUACUGAUGAUGCAGCAGCCUU